CCUCCCAGGAAACCGAGCGGUUCCCCUUUUUUUAUGCGCGGGCAGGCGGGCGCGCGGCCGCCGCUCAAAGCCGGUCAGGACGCCCGCGCCGGCAUGUGAGCGAGCGAGCGGGUAGUGGACUGGUGGCUGGCGGUGCAGGUGCUACGCGGUGGAGCCCCGCUCCCCACGGAGAGAGUUCGUUAGCUAGCCUCUCACCGGCGCGUCAGCUCGGCUCGACGUCGUGCGCGCGGGCGGGCGGAUGGCGGUGGCGGACUCCACGGCCAUGACCGUCGACUUCCUCCGCGCGCGGCUGCUCUCCGAGCGGUCCGUGUCGCGCGCCGCCAAGGAGCGAGCGGACGAGCUCGCCAAGCGGGUCGCGGAGCUGGAGGAGCAGGUCCGGGCGGUGACGGCGCAGAGGCGGCAGGCGGAGCGGGCUGCCGACGAGGUGCUCGCCAUCCUCGACUCCCAGGGCUUCGGCGGCCACCUCUCGGACGACGACUCGGACUCCGACCAGGAGCAGGAGGGCGACGCAAAGAGCCGCGGCAACACGGCCCGCACCCCGGGGGAGGAGGAGCAGGCGGCGGCGGAGGGCGAAGCGGAGGACGCGCUGUCCGGUACGGCCCAGCCCGCCGGCGGGCUGUCGUGGAAAGGCCGCAGCGUGAGCCCGCACAAGGCCACGCAGCUCAAGCACAAGGAGAGGCGGAGGAGCUACUUCUACUUGCUAUCCUCCUCCGAUUCCUCGCCCAAGUACCGGAUGGGGCAGUCGUGCCGCAAGAACAAGCGGCGGGUAGAGCUGAGCAAUGGUAGCAGAUCCGCGGCACUGGAAGAUGUCGGUAGCGGCGCAGGGAGUCAGAAGCUGCGGCAAGAUGGGUCGGAUGUCACGGACGAUGGCCAGGCGGACAUGGACGGCGAGGUGGUUGGAGAUGAGCAGAGGCCAGGGGAUGGUGGAGGUGGCCAGUACGUGAUCAGGUAUGAGAAGGAUGGGGAGAUGGAGAGGGUGCUGGAGAGGCAGGCAGAGCUGAUAGGGCAGUACGAGGAAGAGGAGAAAGCUCAAAGGGAGUGGGAGAAACAGUACAACGAGAACAGGAAUGCAAAUAAGGUUGGUGUGGAGGUCAAGAAUAAGGCAUUUCAGACAGAUGCAGAGUCUAAAUCAAGUAAAAAGGACCUCCCCAUCACCAUCAACCCAUCUGCUGAAUGUCUGCCGAAUGGUUCCCUUUCAAAAUCGCCCGGUGCCCAGCGGCGUGAAGGUGAAGAGGGCAACGAGCCUGAUCACGGUCGUGCGCCAACCUCUUCUAUUUCAGCACGGGAAAGCUCCGCCACCAGCACUGUCACUAGGCAAGAUCAAGACCGCGGAGACCUAAUCUCAGACGGCGAUUCAGGCUACAAUGCGAACGCCCACUGCGCCACCAAAGCACAAUCAGACGGGAGCCCCUCAAGUGACACCAUCAACAGCAAGGUCUCCGACUGGAGCUCGUCGCAGUUCCAUGACAACACAGACAGCCAAGCUGAUACGCAGCCGUAUCGACCGGCUUCAAGCAACAUUGCAGACAUAGAGAGUGUCCUGCAGGCGCUUCAACGUGCCAGGAUAUCCCUAAGCGCCAAGCUGAGCAAGCCGGUUCCUCCCAGCCAGGUGACCUUGGCGCUCCCGGCACCAGGGGACGAGCACAAAGAAUACGACGACCUGCCGGCCAACGACGACGACAACUUGUAUGGAGAAAACCUCAGCAGCUCAAGCCCGGCUCGUCAGGAGAUACUGGCGCUCCCGGCACCAGAGGACUGGCCACCGGAGUUAGACGGCGCUGCCAUUUCACAAGCAGAGAGAGCAAGCAGCUCAGGCCCUCCUCGUGAGGAGAUUUUGGCGCUCCCCGCGCCAGGAGACGAUUGCCGCAAGGAGAUCGAGGACUACACGAAGAUCCCUGUCGGCACUCCCGGUUUGUUCCGGUUGCCAACAGACUCAUUUCCAGUGGAUUGGAAGAUGUUCUCAGGUAACGCCUGCGGUUCAGCGUUUAGUUUGGGGGCAGCGGCUCUGCAUGCCACCAGCAUUUUGAGCAAUCCUCCUGCUUCUUAUGGUGCCGUGGCAUCAGUUCCAUCUGUUUCCGGAGAUGGGUCAGGGUUUUCAGCGAAGCAACGCUGUGAUCUUCAGGUUCCUGCGCUUCUCCCGGUGCCUACUCCUGGUAGGUGCAACAUUCCCACCCCAGAUUUCACAGUUCCUCCCCUUCCUGGAAUUCCAGGACUUGGGAAGGAUCUCAGGAGAGCAGGGCCUCUUGGGAGUGCAGAUUUGUUCAUGCAGCGUGGUAUCGAUUACACCAUAUCCAAUAAGUGGAUGUUGUAAGCUGUAGCUAUACCAUGUCCUUUUGUUGAUGUCUUCGUUUGUUAGCACUUGUGCCAUUGUGUGACUGCAGUUCGGUAAAGCAGUAUAGAAGUGUGUUCUGCAGUAAUGUACUAAUGUAGAGUGUAGUAUAGCAUAACACAACACUUCUCUGUUUGCAAGCAGAAGCACUGAGGAUUGUAGUAGUGAACACCUCUGCAGAUGUUGUGGAAAGGUACUUGAGGUUGAGGAUCAGCGAAGGUAACUUUGCGCCCCA
Molecule: messenger RNA, 2564 nt
Organism: Panicum virgatum (switchgrass)
Lineage: Eukaryota; Viridiplantae; Streptophyta; Magnoliopsida; Poales; Poaceae
Exons: 4
Coding region: 239-2311 (690 amino acids)
Source: RefSeq, a predicted model, not a curated record